Messenger RNA from Myxocyprinus asiaticus (Chinese sucker), 2303 nucleotides. RefSeq names its product transmembrane protease serine 13-like. The transcript is spliced from 13 exons. Gene Ontology annotation, biological process: proteolysis. Gene Ontology annotation, molecular function: serine-type endopeptidase activity. Gene Ontology annotation, cellular component: membrane. The record is from RefSeq and is a predicted model, not a curated record. Lineage: Eukaryota; Metazoa; Chordata; Actinopteri; Cypriniformes; Catostomidae. Bases 207 to 1733 code for a protein of 508 amino acids.
ACUGGCAUUCCUCCAGUGAGAGGUAAAUAGUAAAUUACUAAAAGUGGGAGGAUAAGAGGGCAGUCUUAAAUAUCUCUUGAAAAGCAGGUCAGAAAUAGACAGAAGGGUCUCGUUUUUCCUUUGGGACAGUAGAGACAGGUUGGAAUCCCACCCACCCAAACACAUACACACUUUGGAUCUUACCAUAGUCCUCACUCCCGUAUCAAAUGGCAGACAAUGACACGAAGGACCCUCCUCCUCCAUACUCUUCUGUGACACUGGAUUCACCUCCCCCUUUCAUGGCCUAUGAGCAGGUGGUUUAUAAUAGCAAAUAUGAUGUCACCCAGAAAACAGUACCAUACUAUGUUCAAAAGGAUCCAGCAAAAGUAGCAGCCAUUAUUGUCACACAGCACAAUGUCUUGCAUGCCAGUAGCAAGAAGCAGGGGUCUUGCGGACGGAGUGCCAAGUGUUAUGGUGGUUUGGCAGGUGCACUUUUGCUGUUGGUUCUUCUUGGAUUGGCCAUCUGGCUUGGAGUAUGUUAUGGGCCCAAGGCACAUUCAGUCCACUCUGACAGUAAUUGUAAGGGAAAUGAUUGCAACCACGAACAUGACAAUUCACAUGAACAAGAAGAUGACAAAGGGCAUCAUGGGGGAUUCAAUUCACCUGACACCUGCUCAAACUCCUCCAUACUGUGUGAUGCCAUCCAAGCCUGCCAACAGUCCAACGAUGAGACAAACUGCGUGAGGUUUGGUGACGGUGAAGUUUUGCAGGUCAAAACAGCUCAGGAUGGCCGAUUUCUCCCUGUGUGUUAUCAGGGCUUGGAUACCAGUUACGCAAAUCAGAUCUGUGCCCAGUUGGGAUUUAGAAGGUCCUAUGCAUCAAGUCCAGUGAAGAGCACAGAUUCUGUAGCCCUUAGUUUAAAACUUAGAACAGACAGUCUUAUUCAGGGUCUGGUCAAUGUCAGUUCGACCUGUGCGAAUGAGCAAGUAGUCUCCCUUCAGUGCACUGACUGUGGUAAGCAGCAGACAACCUCCAGGAUCAUAGGGGGCAGUGCUUCAAAGCUUGGCCAGUGGCCCUGGCAGGUUAGCCUGCAUUUUAAUGGAAGACACGUUUGUGGUGGGUCACUCAUCUCUCCAGACUUUGUCGUGUCAGCUGCCCAUUGCUUCCAAGGCACAAUGACAAAUACUGGAAGUUGGCGUGUUUAUGUUGGAACAAUUUCCCAGAAUUAUCUUCAGAUCUUCUCCAAUGUGAAGAAGAUUAUAGUAAAUGAGAAUUACAAUGGUCGCAGCAAUGACAAUGACAUUACCUUGCUGAAACUCGACAAGCCUGUGGACUUCUCUGAUACUGUGCAGCCUGUUUGUCUUCCUGGCUUUGAUCAGAACUUUUCUGAAACAUCAGAGUGCUGGACAUCUGGCUUUGGGACAACAGAAGAAGGAGGAGACCAUGCCUCUACAAAUCUCAUGGGUGUGACAGUGAAUAUCAUAGACUCGCGAGUUUGUAACAGCAGUCGGGUAUACAAUGGGGCCAUCUCCAAGAAUAUGUUGUGUUCUGGAGAUAUGAAUGGGGGCCGAGACUCCUGUCAGGGCGACAGUGGAGGUCCACUGGUGUGCAAGGGAGGUAAUGGACGCUGGUAUCUGGUAGGAAUUACGAGUUGGGGAGCAGGCUGUGGAGAAAGACUUAGACCAGGAGUAUAUAGCAAAGUGACCAGCCUUCUGCCCUGGAUCUACAGCACAAUGCAGCAAGAGAAGCCCUGAUGCCUCUCUUCCGCAUGGUGUGUCUAUCCCUGAGUCUUUGAACAAUGACAAUGGACACACAGAUGAACAAACUGAAAGCUUUGUGGUGGAUGGGACAUGAACGACAGAGUAAUGCACUUUGACAUGGGACCGUGUUGCAAUACUGUAGCCACAAUCGGAAACACAUAUAUAGACUUCAUUUGAUGAUGCUGUUCCUACAUUCUCCUUUGAACAUAUAUUAUAAGAUCAUACUACCUGGGACGGCAGAGUUUGGAAGGGGACCUUCCACUUCCCUUCUUUGGCUGUGCUUUCCAUUAGCUACCCUGAUUCUGAUCUUUGCACUUAUACUGUAAGUUCACAGCACACUGCUGAAUCUGAGCCUUUGCUGCCGCUUUAAAUUAACAGGAUCCUUGCACUGAUUUUUACUACAGAAGUUUAUUGGGAGUAUUGUUUAUGAGUUUGCUGCUCUCUACAACAAAUCUGUAUUUAAUAACCAAAAGGGUGUUAAUUUUUAUUUGAACAUUGGUGUCUAUGAAUUAAGGUGAAAUGUUAUGUAUGUGUUCAAGGGCGUAGAUUUGGCUUGAACAUUGG